Molecule: messenger RNA, 2310 nt
Organism: Danio rerio (zebrafish)
Lineage: Eukaryota; Metazoa; Chordata; Actinopteri; Cypriniformes; Danionidae
Source: RefSeq, a predicted model, not a curated record
AUUCAAAUGAGUAGCGGCUUGGACCCAGAAACAGUGUUCAAGAUGUCACGACUUAACAAGCGGUAAGGUAUAUUCUGAGAAGUUCCCCUAAAACUCAGAAUAAGGACAGUAAUUAUUAACAACAGUAUUUAUCAAAAGUAAAUCAAAUCAUACCACAUCAUUUCUACACAUCAAUGUCAAAUAUUUUAGGAACACGAAAACCAUCUGUAAUACUUCAACAUGAAUUAAUUGUUCUGAAACUUUUUGAAAACAUUUGAAGGGAGCUGUUCUGCUUUUUCAACAACCCCUUUCGCAUUCUCAUAGUUAGCUUUGGCUGCAAGCUUAAUGGCAUCAAGCACUGAAUCAGCUUCCUCUGCUGCUCUGUAUCCAGUAACUCCUUCACAAAUCGCUCCUGCAACAGCUGCAACUCCGACAACAACCCCUACAGCAAUUCCUGUACCAGCGGCUGCACCAAUACCUGCUCCUGCUGCCACCCCUGCCCCUCCUGCUGCUCCUCCUACUGCUGCCCCCGCUACUGCUCCUCCUACUGCUGCCCCCGCUACUGCUCCUCCUACUGCUGCCCCUGCUACUGCCCCUCCUCCUGCUGUCCUUGCUACUGCCCCUCUUCCUGCUGUCCCUGCUACUGCCCCCGCUACUGCCCCUCCUCCUGCUGACCCCGUUACUGCGCCUUCUGCUGCCGCCGCUGUUACUGCUCCUCCUGCUGCUGCUCCUGUCCCUGCUACCACUCCUACUGCUGCUGCACCUCCUGUUGCUGCUCCUCCUGCUGCUCCUGUAUUCGCUACCUCUCCCACUGCUGCUGCUCCUCCUGCUGCACCUGUAUCCGCUACCACUCCUACUGCUGCUGCUCCUCCUGCUGAUCCUGUCCCUGCUACCACUCCUACUGCUACUGCUCCUCCUGCUGCUCCUGUAUUUGCUACCUCUCCCACUGCUGCUGCUUCUCCUGCUGCACCUGUAUCCGCUACCACUCCUACUGCUGCUGCUCCUCCUGCUGAUCCUGUCCCUGCUACCACUCCUACUGCUACUGCUCCUCCUGCUGCUCCUGUAUUCGCUACCUCUCCCACUGCUGCUGCUCCUCCUGCUGCACCUGUAUCCGCUACCACUCCUACUGCUGCUGCUCCUCCUGCUGAUCCUGUCCCUGCUACCACUCCUACUGCUGCUGCUCCUCCUGCUGAUCCUGUCCCUGCUACCUCUCCUACUGCUGCAUCUCCUUUUGCUGCUCCUGUCCCUGCUACCACUCCUACUGCUGCUACUCCUCCUGCUACUCCUGUCCCUGCUACCACUCCUACUGCUGCUGCUCAUCCUGCCCCCGCUAUUGCCCCUCCUGCUGCUGCCCCUACUACCGCUCUUCCUGCCGCUGCCCCCAUUACUGCCCCUCCCACUGCUGCCCCUGCUGCCCUUGCUACUGCCCCUGCUACUGCUUCUCCUGCUACUGCUCCUGCUACUGCUUCUCCUGCUGCUGCCCCUCCUGCUACUGCUCCUGCAGCCCCUGCUACUGCCCCUCCUGCUGCUGCCCCUACUACUGCCCCUCCUGCUGCUGCCCCCACUACUGCCCUUGUUACUCCUGCUGCCCCUGGUACUGCCCCUCCUGCUGCUGCUACUGCUCCUUCUACUGCGGCCCCUGCUACUUUCACUUCUACUACUGGCUCUCCUACUGCCCCUGCUACUUUUUUCUUUGCAAUCAUAAGUUAUAAUGUCAUAAAAUUGCAAUGCAUAAAAAAAAAUAACAAACUACAUAUCUGCAGUGUGGACAAUAUUUCUAGUUUCUGUUUCCCGACAGAGAGCUGAUGAGUUUAAUUCUGUUUAAUUGACGUAAAUCAUCAACCAAGAACUCAACCUUACUGUUAAGGGAGCUUGGCAAGCAGAUCUUCUUUGAAAAAAGGGUAACUCUUUGUUUCUACAAAUAUUUUUGUAUUACUGAAUGGAUGAAUCAACUAAUACACACACAUCACAGCUUAGGUGUCAAUAAGUAGCUUUAAGCUCAUUGUGUCAGUCCUGUUGUCAUCUGAAAGCUCAUUUUGCUUCAGGAUCUCCUCACCCUCUAGUGGACACUGACCAUAUUACAGAAACAAGGAAUCUAAAAUGAAUGUAAACUGUUUAUUUUGUAAAUGAACAAUGCUUUUGAUUAACACUAAAAUUGCCUAAGAUAAUUAGAAAGCAGGCUUUUCAAAUUCCUCAAAGAAAACAGAAAUAGUGAUAAAAAUAAAACACUUACCUGGCAUAAUGCUUUAGAGGAAGAGGAUGCAACAUGUACUAUCAACAGGUGACAGCAGAGCUAAAUAAAUGAAACUAUUUGGUGAGCCAUUCAGAGCC